UUAGAGGGGCGAGAGAGAGAGACAGAAAGAGAGUGAAAGAGGGAGCAGUGGCAGCAGCUUUCCCUUCAACUUAUUUGCUCCAGCUUGAAUGUGUACUUUAAAUUUAUGAAAACAUUUCUAUCCACAGCUGCCUUUCAGCUCAGCAGAGCUCAUCUUACUGUCCUAUCCAUCCGUCCAUUGCUGACUGCUGGCCUGAUUUGCUUUCCCACGGAACUUAACAGGAUCACAAGAGGUUGCAGAGUGUUUAUCGAGUGGUGGAACAGGCAGUCAGAGUCAACAUGGUCAUAUCCCAGGAGCGGACAACGUGUCUGGGGCUCUGGGUGCUCCUUUUGCUUGGUGCAGGCAUGGAGGAAGUUGUGGAGGGAUGUAGCUGCCACCCAGCACACCCACAGCAGCUAUUCUGCAGUGCUGAGAUCGUGAUAAGAGCAAAGAUCUCUGGAGAGAAGAUUGUGUCGCCUAGCAACAGCUCCUCACCUUACAUGAAGAUGAUCCAAUAUGAAAUCAAAAUGAUCAAGAUGUUCAAAGGUUUUGACAAGGCCAAGGACAUCCAGUAUGUGUACACUCCAGUCUUCUCCUCACUGUGUGGAGUGAAACUGGACUCCAACAAUAAAGCAGGGUAUCUGCUCUCAGGAAGCAUGUGGAGUGAUGGGAGAAUUUCUAUUGGCCAAUGUGACCUAGUAGAGUCCUGGGACAACUUAUCACUGUCACAAAAGAAGAAUCUCAACUACAGAUACCAGAUGGGCUGUGAAUGCAGAAUCAACACCUGUUACACAGUGCCGUGUGCGUCUACAGGAGAAAACGAGUGCUUGUGGACUGACUGGCUGCUGGAUAACAGCCUAAAUGGGGAGCAGGCUCGGCAGUACGCCUGUAUCCGCCGCUCUGACACAACCUGUAGCUGGUACCGGGGUGGACCUCCACCCGAGAAAGACUUCCUGGACAUGACUGACCCUUGACCCUGUAAUUCUGACAUUCAUUUUACUCCAUUUCACUCCUGCAAAGUCCCAAGAAACAUUUUGUGCUUUUGCUUAUAUAGAUCAAAUUUGGCAUGCAAAGUAGCAACUGAUUUGAAAAUUGGCUGAUUUUCUUUUUACAUUCGAGGGAGCUUAACCCAACUUUGGGCUUCUGUUAGCAAAGUUCAGGUGGUUGCUACAGCAAUGCUAGGAUCAUUUUUAUAAACUGCAGGGCCUUUCAGUAUUCCUCUGACUCAUUUUCUCACUUUCACACAUUCCACUUGCUGUUUUCCACAGAAUAAGAAUAUCAACAGACUAUCCUCUGCAAAUAAUUCAUCUGAGUGAAUAUUUUCUUCAUUUCUGAUGGUAAAUGCAUAACCUUGACAAAUACUGAAGACCUCAUAUUUGUUGAUGUUACUAUAGGUUAUAUAGUCAUUUUGCAUUAUUUUCUAAAAUAAGAAUAAGGAAGUUGGAAAUUUAUUGUAAAAUAACAGGAGGAAAAAAAUAGCAAAAGUGUACUUUACAUCCUGUAAACAAAUCUUCUGUACGUUAAAAUCUUGCAAGUAGACUGCAGCACUGCCACCAUUCUCCCUCAGACACAUCCAUUUUGGUGUUGAAUUUUUACCUUUAUGUAUUAUUGAAUAACUGUCCCAUGUGAAUGAAAAUGUGGUGUGUAUAUAUAGAACAAGGCAAAACCAGACAUUCCACAAUUAAUUAUAUUUUGACAAAAUCUGACACUUUAAUUAUACAUGACCAUAAUUCUUGUACAUCUAAAUCAUCAGUUUAUAAUCUCAAAUUGCUGAGAAUGUAAAUAUUGUACUUCAGUAAGAAUUAACAUUUUAAAGGCUAACCUGAUCUUGUGUUAUAGCAUAGGAAUUGUUAUCUUGUGGUUUUGUGUGUUUAGUUUCCUUGGUUGAACGCUGUACUAUUUUAUGUGCCAAAAAUCUAAUCCAGCGCUUUAACAACAGCACUGCCACCUGUAGACGCCAAGCCACCUCUCCUUAGAGGAAACGAUGUAACAGGACAAGGUUCAAUUCACUCCCUAAAAACAGGAAGUGAAUUUUUCUCAAUGCUCAAGUUCAAGAAAAGAUAGUAAAACUUUGGCACAAGACAUUAACCAGCAAAAGGAGCAAUAACAGAUAUUCAUGAAAGAGCUAUAAUUAGUGAUUUAAUUGUUGUUUUAUAGGCAUUUUUUGAUAUAAUGACUCAACAUUUCUUAAAAGUCCCAAAUCUGGAUUGACCCCUGUCUUGUUACUGGACUACUUCACUGAAGCCAUACAGAUUCAAAUGCGACAUUGCUUGCUAUCUUCAUGCAUGAGCCACUAUUUAAACAUCAUAUUAAAGGUCACACUCAGCAACACAAAAUGUUAAUUUAACCUGCACAUUGCAGUAAUUUGAAAUGUUUUAAUACUAUUUUGAAAGAUGUUAAUUAUUCAAUUUUGACUUUCAUGACUGAUAGGAUAAUAAUGCAUAAUAACUGUAUGGCUCUAGUGAAGAGUUAUCAAACAAUUUCACAUUUGUUUUAUACUGAAAGAAUUGUUUGGGAUUGUAUUUAUGUCUCUGUUUCUGUCUAAAUAGAGUUUUAUAUUUCCAUGUACCAAAAAAGAUUGUAUAUAAAAUGUCUCAAUGGGAUCAUG
Micropterus salmoides (largemouth bass) is the source of this 2587-nucleotide messenger RNA. RefSeq names its product metalloproteinase inhibitor 4-like. Gene Ontology annotation, molecular function: protease binding; metalloendopeptidase inhibitor activity. The record is from RefSeq and is a predicted model, not a curated record. Gene Ontology annotation, biological process: negative regulation of membrane protein ectodomain proteolysis; negative regulation of endopeptidase activity. The coding region runs from base 279 to 953 and encodes 224 amino acids. The transcript is spliced from 5 exons. Gene Ontology annotation, cellular component: extracellular matrix. NCBI's taxonomy places the organism in Eukaryota, Metazoa, Chordata, Actinopteri, Centrarchiformes, Centrarchidae.